CAGGCUGAAACCCGCCUGAACGCGGGCCAACGAAAACGCGAAGCAGGACUGGCAGGACGUUCCCGGAUUUAGAAGCAGAGUGGUCAGAUACGCACAGUGUUCACUUUUAUUUAUAUUCAUUAUUAACGCGCGCACUUGCAAACUGUUUUGAACUUUCUGACAAAACGGGAUUGCUUAUCCUCUCGGAAGUGUCUGGCGCGAUUUGCGAAGUGCACGGUCAUAGGUGUUUAUGAUGCGUUUUACUUGUUGCUUCUUCAUAAGAAGUUCAUUUUCAUGCAAAGAAGUUUUGCAUGUGUAGGCGUAGUGUUGUGUGGCUGCUCUGCGUCGUCGUGCUUGCGAUUAUUUGGUGCUAUUCCAGGAAAAACGGCGAACGAGCGCCGGUAUGUUGGGAGGACGUGACGAAUGCCGACAAGUUGUCGUGCAGGCCUGCGUGUCCCAGCGGCACCUUUGCACUGCGCGGGAUGUCCGACUGCCACGAUGUCUUGUCUUGCGAGGAUAUAAAACGUGAAGUCCAUGUACUCGACUUGCUAGCAUCUGGCACAGUAAAAAAUGUAUACGUUGCGAAAUGGAAACAUCACAUUGUGGCCCUGUCAAAUUUGACCGAAGCUCGGUUUGAGUCGGACUUUCAGCACAAUUUACAGAUGUACCAACUUUUGGGCAACGCUGAUUACACAGCUCAAUAUAUAGGAUCAUGUAACAACACACUUGUCACAGAGUACUUUGCUCUUGGUUCUGCAGCAGAGCUGCAAAGCCUUUUCAACACAGAACUUAAUAGGUACAACACCCUGUCGAAGCGUUUUUCCCUAUGCCUCAGCUACGUCGCGGUCCUGGAGUAUCUCCAUGCUCACAGUCGUGUUAUGUGUGACUCAAACACCGUGUUGAAAACCCUGUCACAGUAUUUGGUUCACCCUGACCUCACUUUACGACUCAAUGACAUGGAUGCCUUACCGUAUGCCACUUUUACUAAAAGGGCUGCUUGUGGUUCACCACCAUUGCAAGGGGAACUGCUGGCACCCGAACAGCGAGGAGUGCUGCCGCAGGAGUCGCUCUGCACAAUAGCGUGUGACAUUUGGAAAAUUCCAGAUGUCUGUCUGUGGUUUCUGGGAAAGAGUAGCGAGGCCGAAAGCUUUAAGUUUCAUCUGUUUGCUAUUCAUCGUCGGUGCAAACUGCAUCAGCCAGAAGAGCGUCCCAGUGCAGAGGAAGUUCUGAGAGACUACCGGAAGGUUUGGCUGGAGUGGAUGCGAGGUCUCUAAGUUGAACUGUGGUAUUUGACAGUGACACUAUAUCAACACUCCCGGUACUUUAAUGCAUCGGUGUCGUCUAUUGUGAGUAGAAAACCAUCUUGUCCAUGACCGAAAAAUCAAGAAAGGUGCAAAUAGAAUAAUUCACGAAACAUCUUUGGUUCGAGGGAGAAUCGAACCCAGGCCAUCUGUGCAACAAGUGUGUGUUCUACAAAGAGCGAUGCUGCUGGUUGAAACUGCUUCGGAAAAAAAAAUUAUGAAUGUCAUGUAGUGGAAAGAGUCUUCUAAAUGCAUUCAAUCUUGCAUGGAGCUAGCACAGAAUCGUGCUAGGUGUUAAAACAUGUGAAUUGCGCAGCGAGUAAGUUUUUUAAAGACCAACCCAUUACAGAGCACUCGGACAUAUUUAAUGAUUGUCAGCAGCAGAAGCAUCAACAAAGUGAACAGCUGUGUAGAUCCACAUAUUGCCUUACAGUGGGCCUUUCGCUGAUUCGCAAAAAAAAAGAAAUUAUGGUGUAUUAGGCACUUAAUAGCCGUACUUGCAGUAGGCAUUCUAAGAUAGUUUGAAACGGCCAAUGUUACAUGCUCAGUUAUGAGUUUCCUUGUGGCACAUUUAAUGGAUGCACCGAGAACUGAAGCCGAAUAGCACUUAGCAGGCGAUGCGCACGGGGCCAGAUUACGCUAUCACAUUCUACACUUGAAGUCGAAGCUCAAGCAUCCUCCAAUUUUGUUUUAUAUCUUGCAGUGAUAGGCUGCAGCUGUUGCAACAUAAGCAUAAAGUGCAUGGAUAAUUUGCUGAAGUGUCCUGUGCAAAGACUCGCAUAUGUAGUGAUAUGAUUUUCUGUAUAAAGUAGUACUGAUUAAAAGUUUCAUGCUAAUUUUCUUUUGUAUAAUAUGGACACCCCUUUAUCUAUUGAAAAGAAUCGAAGAAGCACUAGAGCAAGCUAAAUUCUUUACUGUAGUACCUCUUACAAACCAGCUUGGCUGCAGUGCUCAAGAGGUAGACAUGUAAUGGUGCAACUGAUUUGCUCUGUUUCUGUAGUGUUUGCACUUGCCAUGUGCAAGCAUUGUUUUAUGAAACAUGUACGACCCUUGCUGAUUAUUUUCAUGACGGACUACAACAUACCUACCCUUAUUACAACAAUGCUGGAAAAUUUAGUCUUCGCAACACCACGAUGAUGCCAGGUCCACCAUUUCUAGGCAAAAAAAAAGUAAUAUCCAAAUAUACUUGCUAUGUAUAUUUGUACAUGCAAUGCGUGUGUAGCAGAGUAUUGACAACUUUGAAAUGAUGCUCCUGUACUCCUCCACUAUGCUUCCACUUUGCUAUGAAAUUGAUGACUGCAGCUGCAUGGGAGAAGUACCUUGACCAAUUCAAACAGUUAAUUGCUAACUUUCUGCUAACUUUCUGUUAUGACAGAAUAUGUGUCAUUGUUUAUAAAAAAAAUUGUGUUCUUAUGGCCUAAUUACAUAUGUGAAAACUGUUUCCUAAUGAAUAGUGUGUAAACAUUGGUCCUGGCAUAUUUACUGGAUUUGUUGUGUUGAGCUGACGAGCGACAUUUGUAAACUAGAUUACCAUUUGUCUUUAGGAAGCAUAAAAAAUUUUAAGUGCAUUCGAUUGCUUCACCAGCUUGAUUUGUAAGGUUAAGUGCAUGGCAUUACGUGUUCUGAAGGACUGCAGCUCUUAAAUACCAGGCACCUAGAAGAACGAACCAUUCUUUACCCACAGCGCAUUUGUACACUUAAAAAACCCCAUAACUGUACUACAACCCUUUCUCUAGAACUUAUAGCAAAAGCAACACAGUAGACAUUUAACGAAACCUUCAGUUAUGUUAAAUAAAUCUAAAGAAUAGCAAUGUGGGGAAGUUGCUUUGAGUUCAUGGUGUAAACGGAUGUGUCUGACACAAUGGGCGACAGUCAUUUCAUCCUGUACCAUGGAGAUGUGACUCAUAAUUUCAGGCUGAAUGUUUAUCACCGUGUUUAAUAGACAGUUUUAGAAUAGGGUUCAUAGCGUUAAUUUGUUGAGAGACAUGUUAUUUUCGUAGCUUGAGUACUCGAAGGAUAGCAUAUGACACAUGUGCAAUGGGGAUAAACACCAACGCAAAGCUUUGCUAACCCUAUUGUUAAGCUGUCUGCUGUCUUGGCUGUAUACAGUAGGCUCGAUAAUUCAAACUGAAGGAAAUGCCAGGAUUUGGCUUGAAUUUUUGAUAUUUUGAAUUUUAAGUAUUUUCACAAAUAUGACUUGAGGCAACAUACCAACCUGUGUUAUAAAAUAUUCACAAACACAUAGGUGCCAACCGAGUGACUUGGAAAUUCAGGAGUUUCAUAAAAAGAAAACUGGUGGAAUUUUUUAUAAUGUCAUAGACAUCUCUAAAUGAUUGCCAGUACUGUUUUUAGAUGUUAGGAAUCAUACUGGUGCUUAUUAUUAUACUCCGCAUUCAUGCGUGUGCAAUCAAGGGACAAAAUGUGCUGUGUCCUGUGACAGUUGAAAGCCUUUGGUUGCUCUUGGUACGCUUUUUGGUAUAUUAGUGUACUGCUGCACGUAAAAUAGAUCAAGGUCAGACCAUCUUUCUUUUUUUCUUCUUUUUCUUUCUUCUUCACUCAACGUGGGAUUGUCUGCUGUUAUAUUUUCUGCCACAGACAAGCAAAAAGUGAAGUAACUGAAUUAAUGUAAUGAAGGAGUUUCAUUUAACUGAUUUUAAAAUAAUUUUGGAAGUAUACUGGAGCAACCUAAGUUUGAAGUUUGUUCGAAUGAAGCAAACGUUUGAAUUAUGGCAAGUCUACUGUAUAUGAAUGCGUUUUGUAACCAAUAAAGUCAUUUGGUGGUCAGCGCACUUGAGUGUAAAUUUCUCUUGCUAGCCACAUAUUUUGAAAUAGCCAAGUCAUUCAAGAAGUGUGCUUAGUUUACAUUGUUUUGAACAUGUUUUAUGCUUCUACACAGGUACAUUUCAUAUGCUCAUAGUAAUUGACCUUUUUGUUUGAGAAGUAGCAAGCUAGAAACUCAUUACGAGCUAACCUCUUCUUCUACAAGUCAUUAAACAUCUUUCUUCCUUCACUUUUUUGUUGAAACAAACUGACUUUCUUGAUGCUGUUUGGGCAGAGCUGGCCCUUGUGGCACUGAAAUCCAUACAUCAUCAUCAGUUGGCAUUAUUUGUUGUGUUGUAGCUAGGCCUCUGUGUUUUUGAAGUUUUUUUUUUUUAAUUCAGAGGGUGCUUUUUGGAGUUUAUUUUUGGGGAAGAAAUUCAUUCGGCAUUUAUCAAAGUUUAUUUCUGGUGAAUCCCCAAUUCAUUGGGGAUUUAUCAGAAAAUUGUAAACAUUAUAGGUUGUUCCAAUCUGAUUUUAUUAAUAAUUAUUUCCAAUGAAAUUGCAUUGUUACUGAUGAUUGUGCUUCUCCACUCAAUAUUUCCUCACUUAGUGUUUUAUUUACCCUGUUAAUAAGGCUGUUCAUGUGCACUGCUGUAUAAUUGCUAGAGUGUACUUUUGAGGGCCAGGAGCUACUCAAGCUGCUCCUCGACUUUUUCUCCCAGCCCCCCUCAUAUUCUUGAAAAGUGAAGCUAUUAUUAUUAUUAAUGUUAUUUUCACUACUCUGAAAUCUUUGAUGAAGUGACAUCUGACCACGAAAAUAUGAGAAUUCGAUAAGUGUAUUUUAAAUGGUUGGAAGGUUUGACCGCACAAACAUGUACAUGCACAAGCACAAAUACUUCAAUACAAAACACCUUUCAAUAAUUUUCAGCUUUGAAAAUGCCUUAAACCUUAAAAUUGCCCUUAUGAAAUUGCAGUUUAUUAGAUAAAUCCAAAUUGCCAAAAUUUUAUCUGCAAGUGUUUUUCCACAUGCAUCACCUUUUAUUUUGCUAAGUAGUGCUAAUUCAAAUUUUACAAAAAGUGGUCAUAUUUAUGGUUGUGACAUUGUAUAUGUUGAAAAAGAUGAUGUAGUAAUAAACACGUGCAGGCGAGCACUGCAGAGAAGAAGUUGGAACCU
Messenger RNA from Rhipicephalus microplus (southern cattle tick), 5214 nucleotides. RefSeq names its product protein O-mannose kinase. Gene Ontology annotation, biological process: carbohydrate phosphorylation; protein O-linked glycosylation. Lineage: Eukaryota; Metazoa; Arthropoda; Arachnida; Ixodida; Ixodidae. Gene Ontology annotation, cellular component: endoplasmic reticulum membrane. The record is from RefSeq and is a predicted model, not a curated record. Gene Ontology annotation, molecular function: phosphotransferase activity, alcohol group as acceptor; carbohydrate kinase activity.